Pseudoliparis swirei is the source of this 4371-nucleotide messenger RNA. RefSeq names its product RAB40c, member RAS oncogene family (gene rab40c). The record is from RefSeq and is a predicted model, not a curated record. Gene Ontology annotation, molecular function: GTP binding; GTPase activity. Gene Ontology annotation, biological process: protein localization to plasma membrane; intracellular signal transduction. The transcript is spliced from 7 exons. The coding region runs from base 638 to 1498 and encodes 286 amino acids. Gene Ontology annotation, cellular component: synaptic vesicle; plasma membrane; endosome. NCBI's taxonomy places the organism in Eukaryota, Metazoa, Chordata, Actinopteri, Perciformes, Liparidae.
GUUGUUGACAGCAGGCUCUUGACGGACGUUUCUGCCCAGCCAAUCAGAGGCUGUCCUGCUCCUCCCCGCGGAAGCGGCGUCCAAUUGCGUGCGCGGGGAGGCGGGGCUUGUGGCGAGAGGGCGGGAACAAGAGAGUGCGGCUCUGUCAGCCGCGCAGUCUGCGUCGGUCCGCGGCAGAAGAGUCACGGCGGUGAGCAUGGUUCAAUACAUGGAGGAAAAGGGACAAAUCACGGACUGAGAUUGCCGAGUACUCCCACGGAGAUUUGGACUGGAUUUAAAAGCGCCACGGGCCUCUGAUCCCAACCGAAGAUAUCACUGUUUUCUGGAUAAAAACCGCAGAGAGGUUCCGGAAAUUAUUGUCACCCCGGACUAAAGAAAGACCCCGAAAGGGGCCUGAAAGCUACGCAGACGUGGGUUGAAGUUGAGCUUUUAGCGGCGCCGCGCGCAGUUUAUAUCCAGCGGGAAGUGCGGUUAUAAAAGGACCCCCACACACACACACACCUGUGAGUGGCCCUUCUUCGAAGGACUUUUCGAGCUGCUGGACUCUCCUUUAGACACGUUCAUGGGCUAAAGACCCGGCAGAGAUUUGGUUGAAGUGAGUGAGGGUCCCCCCCCCCUCGCCCCCCCCAACAGGCUCAUGGGCGACGCCAUGGUCAGCAAGGGCAGCAAGGGCAGCCCGGUGAAGAGCUACGACUACCUGCUCAAGUUCCUCCUGGUGGGCGACAGCGACGUGGGCAAAGGAGAGAUCCUGGACAGCCUGCAGGACGGAUCGGCCGAGUCCCCUUACGCGUACAGCAGUGGUAUUGACUAUAAAACCACCACCAUCCUUCUGGACGGGAGGAGAGUGAAGCUGGAGCUCUGGGACACGUCCGGUCAGGGGAGGUUCUGCACCAUCUUCCGCUCGUACUCCCGUGGCGCUCAGGGGAUCCUGCUGGUCUAUGACAUCACCAACCGCUGGUCGUUUGACGGGAUCGACCGCUGGAUCCGAGAGAUCGACGAGCAUGCCCCUGGCGUGCCCCGGAUCCUGGUCGGGAACCGCCUGCACCUGGCCUUCAAGCGGCAGGUCCCCACGGAGCAGGCGAGGGCGUACGCCGAGAAGAACGGCAUGACCUUCUUCGAGGUCAGCCCGCUGUGCAACUUCAACGUCAUCGAGUCGUUCACCGAGCUGUCGCGCAUCGUGCUCAUGCGGCACGGCAUGGAGAAGUUCUGGAAGCCCAACAGAGUGUUCAGCCUGCAGGACCUGUGCUGCCGGGCCAUCGUGUCGUGCACGCCGGUCCACCUCAUCGACAAGCUGCCGCUGCCGGUGGCCAUCAAGUCCCACCUGCGCUCCUUCUCCAUGGCCAACGGCAUGAACGCCGUCAUGAUGCACGGCCGCUCCUAUUCGCUGGCCAGCCCGGUGGGCGGAGCCAAGGGCAACAGCCUCAAGAGGUCCAAGUCCAUCCGGCUGCCGCGCAGCCCGCCGCAGAACUGCACCCGCAACAACUGUAAGAUCUCCUAAUUAACAGGCGAGGAGGAGGAGGAGGAGGAGGAGGAGGAGGAGGAGGACAUCCCCCAACCUGAAGAGCGGGAAUGACGGAUGAAGGGAUGAAAGGACAGGAAGUUCUUCCUUCUGCCCGAUGUCGAGCGAGAGAACGAGAGAACGAGAGAGCGAGAGAACCAGAGAGCGAGAGAACGAGAGAACGAGAGUUCAACGACCGUCCAGAAAUCUACACGCCUCGUGUCCUCCAGACCACUUCUUCCCUUGCUUCCUUCCUUUCCUUACUUCUCUCCCUUCCUUUCUUUUCUUCCUUCGUUAUUCCUUUCCUUCCUUCUCUUCUUUUUCUUCCUUCGUUACUUCUUCCCUCCCUUACUUCAUUUUCCAUUCCCUCUCUUCCUUUCCUUCCUUCAUUCCUUUCUUUCUCUCCCUCCUUUCCUCCCUUCCUUUCCUUCCUUCCUCCAUUCCACUUUUUCUUUUUUCUACAUCUUCACAUCUCUUCUUAACUUUCUGUUUUGAUGCCAACGAGCUCCUGUUGUUGUUAUUAUUGUUGUUGUUAUGAGUGUUGAUCACUCGUUGAAGGGAAAUGUUGGCAACAAGCCGAGUGCUGGUGUUGGUGGACCGGGUCUCGGGGGAGGUCUUCGUGGUGGACCGGGUCUCGGGGGAGGUCUUCGUCCUGGACCGGGUCUCGGGGGAGGUCUUCGUCCUGGACCGGGUCUCGAGGGAGGUCUUCGUCCUGGACCGGGUCUCGAGGGAGGUCUUCGUGGUGGACCGGGUCUCGGGGGAGGUCUUCGUCCUGGACCGGGUCUCGGGGGAGGUCUUCGUGGUGGACCGGGUCUCGGGGGAGGUCUUCGUGGUGGACCGGGUCUCGGGAGUCCGGACCUGAUCAGUUUUUUCUUAUUUCUUCGUGAUCCAGUUCACCUGCAGGAAAACACCAAACAUGAAUAUUUGAUCUCCGUGCUUUUCGUUGCCUGUUGCCAUGGAAACCACUCUGCCGCCGUCCCUCUGGCUUUAUUUAUAUCUCGAUGCCAGUGAACCUUUUUAAAAGAACAUGUGUUGUUUUUUUACCCCCGGUGCUUCUGGGAGUUGUAGUCCAGAGACCAGACGGACGUGUCACCCGAGGGUGCUCCGGUCCCUCCGUAUCAUCACCUAAUAAUCACUCCUCAUGGAGGAUGACAUCAUACCUUCACGAAGCACGUGACGCGUUUUCAGCUCCAGAAGUCACAUUUUAAAAGUCUUUUUAAUGACGUCAUGGUGGGGACUACUUUCGGCGGCGGAGUGAUAUCCCGACGCACGGUGGUGAGAGGGAUCGAGUCAUUAUGACCGUCUGUCGAGGCGGGACUUGUAGAAAGCAUGAGGACGCCGUCUUUGUGUGAAAUAAUAAACGUGAGUCAUCAAGAUGAUGAACGGCCAUCGUGUUCUCGCGCUGCGUUCAGGGCCCGUGGGAAACGGCAGCUACGAGUCGAGAAUGUUAAUUUUCGCUCCGACGUGUCAGCGACUCGUCGACUCGUUUCUUUUUAACACCAAACCGCUCCAACUGGAGCCCUCCUCUUCCUCCUCCUUCUCUUCUUCCUCCUCCUUCUCUUCCUCCUCCUCCUCCUCCUCUUCUCUGAUCUGCACGCCGUCCCAUGAUUCAUAGCUGCUGAAUAAUAGAUCUGUGGCGCUCUUUCCUCCCGCGCUCGGCUCUCUUGUCUUCCUCCUCUUCGUCGUCUCUCUUCUUCAUCUCGUCUGCUGCUCCUUUUGUUUGACUUUAUUUAUUUGAGCUUUUUUCUCUCCGGGUGUUUCCACAAUCAGAUCAUUAUGACGGCGUAUUAUUAUUAUUAUUUUAUGAUUCGUUUCUUAACAACACAAAUAUGUUUUUUUAAGUUUAUUUUUCUAAUAAUUUGUAACUUUAGUUCAAAAAAUAUUUGAAAUUUUUUUUAACUUAAAUUUCAGCAACAACAAAAUCUAAAUUUGUUUGAAAUUUUUUGCAUAAAUCUGUGGGGUCUUUUUCUUUAAAUAUUAGGUUUUAAAUGUGAGAUUUUCUUCCUCUGUGACCUCCCAGCUCUAAUAUCUUUAUUUUUGAACCCACGGUUUCAUCCCAUUUAAUACAAAUGAUUUGUUCUAUAAUAAAAAUAAUAAUGAGUCAGUAUAUCAUCAUCUAAUAAAAGGUUAAAACGUGUAGAAACACUUAUAAAAUGAAGUGUUUUAUUGUUAUUGUUCUUCGGGCAUUUCGGAGACGUCUAUGUAAACAUACUCUUCAUGGCUCCUUGAUUUGGUUUUAUGAGAUAAUAAUCCGUUUAAUUUGUUUUUUUUUGGCGUGUUGAGUUUGUGUGGCUCGUUUCCCUCGGUGCCGGUCGUGUGGAGGAUCUUUGACUCGAGCUUGUUGCCAAGAUUUGACAAAAUAAGUCUUUUAGUUGUUGUUGAUUUUAGUAACCCUCAGGGCUGAACAGGCGGUCAUCGUGUUGCUCCGCCUCCAUGUCUCACUUCCACACUUCCUUCUGGUUUCCUUUGGAACGACUUCCUCCGUGUUCGUUUCCAUUUUGGACGAUUUUCCUAUUUUCUUUUGUUAUUUUUAAAGGUGUAAAUGUUUCGAGGACCGUGGGAGAUUCAGGGACGCCUCUGAUGUCGUGGAAGUAUUUGUAUAAAGAAGCAGAAUGUUGUGAUUAUAAUGACGACUUAAGACACGCACAAAAAUACACAAAACACACACUUGUAAAACACUAUUCUGGUUUUUGGCUGCUGAGUAAUCUGAAGCGAGUGAAUGUGUGUGUGUGUGUGUGUGAGUGAGUGUGUGUGAAUGUUCUUCAAACGCAAGCUUUUUCUUUCUUUUUUUAAAUUAUUGAUUGUACAGUUUUAAGUCAAAAGUUAUGAAGAGAUGCGAUUUUUUCACAAUAAAACGUUGAAUGUUGAAGUCA